AUGAGCUUGGCUCAGCUUUCUCAGCACGGAUUGCUUUACGUUGUUGAGUUCAAGGCCGGUCGGAGCGAUUUGUUCUAUGUUUCAGAGAACAGUGGCCUUUCCUUGCAGAGAGGCGAUCUGGUCAUGGUGGAGGCAGAUCGCGGAAAGGAUCUCGGGAAAAUCACCAACGAUUCGAUCACGCCUCAACAGGUCCAGGCACUGCAAAAGAAACAUGCAGAGGCAGCAGCAGUAGCAGCCCAACAUGAAGGUCAACGCGCCCCCAAGGAGAUUCAUCCGAAGCGCAUCUUUCGAAUGGCCCACCCUACUGAGAUUGCGCAGCUGGUAAAUAAGAGCCAGGACGAGAUCAAGGCCAUGAUGGUGUGUCAGACCAAAGUUCGCCAGAAGAAACUUCCCAUGGAGGUCGUAGAUGCGGAAUACCAAUGGGAUCGCCGCAAGCUGACGUUCUACUUCCAGGCGGAGCACCGAAUUGACUUCCGCGAGCUGGUUCGCGAGCUGUUCAAGAUCUACAAGACACGUAUUUGGAUGUAUGCCGUGAACCCUUCUAUGGCUGCUUCUAUGGGACGCGACGCUGGUCCACAAACCAGUCCUCCUCGCGUCGUGUCUUCGCCUACUGCGUCUCCCUCAUCCCCACAGCCACACCACUCGAUUCUACACCAUCACCAUUCGUCGCAGCAGGCUCUGCACCUCCAGCACCCACAACAGCAUGCGCAGCAUCAGCAACACCAGCAGCACGCGGGGCUUUACUAUCAACAGCCUCAACUGCAAGAUCUGAUGCGCCAGAUGCAAGCGCAGUACUUUUCGACAUCCCAGCGAUCACCUUACCAGGGUCUCCAUCACGAACGCCUCCUUUCGGAAGAGGAGUCGAUGCAUCGCCCGUUCUAUGAGCAAUCGUAUCCGCUUCAGCCUCCACAUCCUCUCAUGUAA
Messenger RNA from Gamsiella multidivaricata, 924 nucleotides. RefSeq names its product PSP1 C-terminal conserved region-domain-containing protein. The record is from RefSeq and is a predicted model, not a curated record. The transcript is spliced from 2 exons. Lineage: Eukaryota; Fungi; Mortierellomycota; Mortierellomycetes; Mortierellales; Mortierellaceae. Gene Ontology annotation, cellular component: cytoplasm. The coding region runs from base 1 to 924 and encodes 307 amino acids.